CGCGACAUGUUUUCUCUUCCCAGCAGGCUGCGCGGCGCACUUGUCUUCUUCAUGUUGUCUCAGGUGCUGUCUCGAGGUUUCUGCCAGGGUGUGGCGGAAGUGAACAGCAGGUCUUAUCCGACCUUUGGCUCACUUUUACGGGCUUUUACAACCUCGAGUCCAAAAUGCGGAGAAGCAAUCAACAACGCUUCAGUGGUGACCUACGUGCAGCUGAAGACCAUGCUGUCCAACCGAGACAUUCAGCUGUUCGAUGUGAGAAACCCUGAUGAAUACCAGGCUGGACGCAUCCCAGAUGCUGUCAACAUCCCACUGGACAACCUGGAGGAGAGCCUGAAGCUGUCCCCAGAGCUCUUUCAGCAGAGAUUUGAAGUGAAGGCUCCUGGGAGAGAUGACGACAACAUCGUGUUUCACUGCCAAAGAGGCAACAGGAGCUCCAAAGCGCUGGACAUCGCCUGUCAGCUGGGAUUCAGCAGGGCGAGACAUUAUAAAGGAGGGUACAGCGAGUGGGAAGAAAAAGAAGGAAAAUGAAGCCCCGGGUUCAAUUCUGCACUUCAAUUCAAUCAUUUUUAUUUAAAAUACAGCUAAUAUAAAAACAAAAUAUAAAUGAGAGAUGCCAGUCGCUCUUUAGCUACAUUCAGUUGACUGUUACAAUUUACAUACUUAAUUCAUAUUAACUGUUACUUUAAAGAUUUAACUUCUUUGCCAUGUUACAUUGUUUUAGCUGCUAACCAGACUUUGUCUUGAAGGUUUUGCAAAUGCUGUGUAUCCUUUCUAUUCUGUGAUUCAUGACAAACUGAUUGUGAAAAUGCUAGGCCUUGAUUAAAUUAUAAACAAAUUUCAA
Molecule: messenger RNA, 841 nt
Organism: Sebastes umbrosus (honeycomb rockfish)
Lineage: Eukaryota; Metazoa; Chordata; Actinopteri; Perciformes; Sebastidae
Product: thiosulfate:glutathione sulfurtransferase
Exons: 4
Coding region: 7-528 (173 amino acids)
Cellular component (GO): mitochondrion
Molecular function (GO): thiosulfate-cyanide sulfurtransferase activity
Source: RefSeq, a predicted model, not a curated record